CAGGAUACCUAGAUUCGUGUAAGACCCUGCCCAGGCUGUGAUGCUGGUACCUCAUGUUGGGAGCCGGAGACCGGAUGUUCAGGACUGAGUGGCUUUGAGCUGAGACCCCAACAAGGGCUGACGAGCUGAAUGCUUGGGUUGUGUUAAAUCUGGGAAGCGGAACCAUGACCUCCCUCAUCACAGUGGUUCAACCCCCAGCCACCCCAAAUACUACAUAUACCCCUUUCCUUACGUAUCUCCACCUCCAUCAGGCUGAGCUCCAAAUGGCACAACAAGAAAACCAUCGCUUAAAUUUGGAGCUGCAGGAAGCGAAGGGCCGGCAGGAGGAACAGGGUGCUCAGGCCCAGCGACUGAAGGACAAGGUGGCCCAGAUGAAGGACACCCUAGGCCAGGCCCAGCAGCGUGUGGCUGAGCUGGAGCCCCUGAGGGAGCAGCUUCGAGGAGCCCAGGAGCUUGCAGCCUCAAGCCAGCAGAAAGCCGCCCUUCUCGGGGAGGAGCUUGCCAGCGCAGCGGGAGCCAGGGACCGCACCAUGGCCGAGCUCCACCGCAGCCGUCUGGAAGUGGCUGGAGUCAAUGGCAGGCUGGCUGAGCUCAGCCUGCACUUGAAGGAGGAAAAAAGCCAGUGGAGCAAGGAGCGGGCGGGGUUGCUGCAGAGUGUGGAGGCCGAGAAAGACAAGAUCCUGAAGCUGAGCGCAGAGAUACUUCGACUGGAAAAGGCAGUUCAGGAGGAGAAGACCCAGAACCAAGUGUUCAAGACUGAACUGGCCCGGGAAAAGGAUUCGAGCCUGGUGCAGCUAUCAGAGAGCAAGCGGGAACUGACAGAGCUGCGGUCAGCCCUGCGUGUGCUCCAGAAGGAAAAGGAACAGUUGCAGGAGGAGAAGCAGGAACUGCUGGAGUACAUGAGAAAGCUGGAGGCCCGCCUGGAGAAGGUGGCAGACGAGAAGUGGAGUGAGGGCGCUGCCACAGAGGACGAGGAGGCGGCUGCGGGGCUGAGCUGCCCAGCGGCUCUGACAGACUCAGAGGAUGAGUCCCCGGAAGACAUGAGGCGCCCUCCCUAUGGCCUGUGUGAGCGGGGAGACUCCGGCUCCUCUCCUGCUGGGCCACGAGAGACUUCUACCCUGGUGGUCAUCAGCCAGCCGGCUCCCAUUGCCCCCCAGCUCUCAGGGUGCGCUGAGGACAGCAGCUCUGACUCGGAGGCCGAAGAUGAGAAGUCAGUGCUCAUGGCGGCUGUUCAGAGUGGGGGUGAGGAGGCCAAUCUGCUGCUUCCUGAGCUGGGCAGUGCCUUCUAUGACAUGGCCAGUGGCUUUGCGGUGGGUCCCUUGUCAGAGGCCAACACUGGGGGCCCUGCCACCCCCCCGUGGAAAGAGUGCCCCAUUUGUAAGGAGCGCUUCCCAGCCGAGAGUGAUAAGGAUGCCCUGGAGGACCACAUGGAUGGACACUUCUUUUUCAGCACCCAGGACCCCUUUACCUUUGAGUGAUCUCACCCGCCCCAGGACAUGCCCAGAUACACUUACACACAGACACACACUCAUGCACAGACGUACACUUAGGUCUCAUGCCUUCUCUGCCACCCUGGGCUCCGUGAUAUUCUGUUCCCUAAGAACCGCUCCCUGAACCAUGUUCAUCCCAAGCUCUCACCUUCAUCCUCUCCCGCCUGGCUCUUUUGUCCAGGCAGGGGCUGACUUUACCCGCUAAAAGCGGUUUUGGAGGAACCAGGCUGGAGGAGACCUUCCCCAGGGGGAAUAGGAUCACCCCCUCCUCACCCUGGUUGCUCUGUCACUGACACCACCCACACACACACACACACACGCACGCACUCACACUUACACACACUCUCUGCUGCCCCAAAGCCAGUUCCUGGGGCACCCCACUGCCUCUUAUUCGGGGUCUGUGUUGGUUUACCUGAGUUUUCUCAGGGGCCUGCAUCGAGGCAGCAGCGUGGACACCAUGGCCUCUUCAGGUCUCUUUCAGUUCUGAGCUUCAGUGGUUCCUUCUGUCCCCCCACCCCACCCCAUUGCCUUCUGCACCCUGCCCCAGCCUUUUCCACGCCAUUAGGUAUGAAGUUUGGAGGUUUCUUUUGUAUUUUUGAGGUUUUCUGUACUCUAUCUCCUGCCCUUCCCUGCCCUCCCUCCCCCAGUGUCCUCACAUGGAAAGAAAGAAUGCAUUUGUGCCUUCUGUGAGGGAUGAGGGGAACAGAUGGUCCCAGGUGUCCCCAUUUCUCACCCCUUCCUCCCUCUCCAGGUUCCCCCACAGCAAUAAGAGCUUUCCCUCUUUAUCCCUCCCUCAAUCUGUAGUUUGAACAAAUAUAUUUAUAUGAUAUGUAUAACAAUUCUAAUAAAAUGUGUUCCUACCAUGA
Molecule: messenger RNA, 2356 nt
Organism: Leptonychotes weddellii (Weddell seal)
Lineage: Eukaryota; Metazoa; Chordata; Mammalia; Carnivora; Phocidae
Source: RefSeq, a predicted model, not a curated record